GCGCUCAGUUUGUCAUUUGCACGCGCUUACGCCGGUUGGCCGACCAACAAAAACAAGGCUACAGAAACCAACUGACCGCUCGCGUGUCUCGAUUUAGUGCGCUGAUUUCACUGCUAAUAUAAAUAAAUGCGAAUAUUUACUUGGCGCAAUUUACGACUAAGAUAAGAAACACCUUCGUAGAUAAGACUGGAACGAAUCGGGGGCUCCAUCGGCAUUUUCACGGAACGCUUACGGCGGAGAGCAGUGCAAAACGGAGAACGGAUGGUAAACACAACUGGAAAAUGAACAAAGAGUGGGCCACAAAAUAGGCGAAAUACAGAAGAAGAGCGAACGGCAGAAGUUAAUAUGAGUGAAUAAUUGGCCAACGGCGGUUCAGUUGAGAAACCAUGCGGAAUAUCAGAAAUCUCAAGGAUCCCACGGCACCGCCGACAUGCUUCCUCCUCCUCCUCCUGCUGCCCAUCCUGCUCUCCAUUUCCGUCCAGGCGGAUCCGGCGAAGGUGGUUUGUCGGGAGUACGGAACCACCAUCACCUGCGACUGCAAUAACUCCGACCAGCCCAUGGUGUUGCCAUUGCUGCAGGGAAGCGUCUACCUGGUGGAGAUCCGCAACUGCCGCGACCUUGUGGUGGAGGCCAAUCGACUGGCGGACACGAUGGGCCUGCGCAAGGUGACCUUCCACCAGGUGGGCCAGCUGGUGCUCAAGGAGCACGCCCUGAGUGUGCCGCGAUAUGCCAGCAACAAGGCGCUGAUCGUGGAGUUCGAGCAGACGAACCUCCAGCUGAUCGAGUCACAUGCCAUCAACGCCAACAUCGAGGAGAUCUCAUUCGUGGGCGGGCGCAUCGAUCUAAUGAAGCCAUUCGGGUUCACCACCACCAAGGACAGUGCCAUAUUGUUCAAGUUGGACGGGGUCACCAUCCAGCGCAUUGAAAGUCAGGCCUUUAAGAAGUUUGCCGUAGAGCAAAUGAUUAUAGCCAACUGCCAAUUCCUGGGCAAUGUGCCCACGCGAGCCUUCUACGAAGUGGAGGUCACCAACGAGCUGAGUCUGAGGAGCAAUCACUUCCAGGAGGUUCACUCCCAUGCCUUCUCCUUCAAGCUUGUAUCCAAGCUGAGUUUAAGCGACAACCACUUUUUAUCAGUGGAUGGCGAGUGGUUGGAGGCCCAAAUCCGGGAUGCAGUGUCCAUUCGGGGGAACGAUUUCGGGUCCACCAGCGAGAUCGCCUUCCGCAGCCUCACUGUUCACCGGUCGUACCAGUUGAGCGAUCACCUGGAGCUGCGAUUCCACAACAACAGUCUGCGGAGUUCUCGUCCAGGAUCGGAUCCGCGAACAGAAGGCCCCGGAGUGACACCCGUGGCACCUCAACCGCUGCGAUUCGACGAUAGUUUCGCUUUGAGCAUCCGUGAUCUGCGGUACGAUAACUCCUGGAACUGCGAUCAGUUGGACAGAAAUGUGGAGCCUCCGUUGCCACGUUCGGAAUUCUUUCGACUGCACAGCGAUCAGUUGAUGUUCCAUCCACCGGAUUUCGUGGGCAAUUCCGGCGGAGCAAUCCAGCCAUAUGUGCCACUGCGAUCCCUGAUCACGGAUCAGUGUCGGGAGCACAGCUAUAUGGCCUACAUCAUCUCGGGAAGUGUUCUGCUGGGACUACUGCUGCUCCUGCUGAUCCUGUUGCUCUGGUGGCGAGUGGUGCAAAGACGACGACGCCGCAAACUGGACGUUGUGCAGCCGGAACCGCGAACGUACAAGGAGACCCAGAUCGUAUACCAAAUCGAGAACGCUGGCCUGCUAAAGACUGAUUUGUAGACGCCAAGGAAAGACACUUGGGGAGUUUGUUGGGGUUUCCAUUUCGAGGGGGUUUAUUACCACUAAGAAAUGUAGUUCCCCUAACAGAACCUCUGGAAAACAGAACACACCCACAGAGACACAGAGCUGAAUGAAGCUAGAGGAGCGGGCGGUGGGGUCACCACCCACCACCCAUCGUACGAAACCACCAAUGCGUGACCUUUCGCUGUACCAAAACCAUAGCCAACAUAGUUAGUCGUUAAAUAUCUUAUUCUAGUUACGCAUAACCCGUAAUAUUCGUCAGUCGUAAGUGGACCAAUGUAAAUAGUCGCAAUUAGGCUGGGAUCUUGCCCACAACUAUCCAGGGUUCGCCAAAGCCCAUCAAAUACGUAUAAUAAAUAAAUCAAUCUUAAGCCAAA
Drosophila ficusphila is the source of this 2194-nucleotide messenger RNA. RefSeq lists its product as uncharacterized. Bases 387 to 1796 code for a protein of 469 amino acids. The transcript is spliced from 5 exons. NCBI's taxonomy places the organism in Eukaryota, Metazoa, Arthropoda, Insecta, Diptera, Drosophilidae. The record is from RefSeq and is a predicted model, not a curated record.